Mesitornis unicolor (brown roatelo) is the source of this 492-nucleotide messenger RNA. RefSeq names its product interferon, gamma-inducible protein 30 (gene IFI30). Gene Ontology annotation, molecular function: oxidoreductase activity, acting on a sulfur group of donors, disulfide as acceptor. The annotation marks the transcript as partial. Lineage: Eukaryota; Metazoa; Chordata; Aves; Mesitornithiformes; Mesitornithidae. Gene Ontology annotation, cellular component: lysosome. The transcript is spliced from 4 exons. The record is from RefSeq and is a predicted model, not a curated record.
GCAGAGAGCCACUGCGCCAACCUCUCACACCCGACGGCUGCUCCUGUGUACUACGAGAGCCUGUGCCCAGCAUGCCGGGAGUUCCUGGUCCAGGAGCUCUUCACCACUUGGCUCCUGCUGCCUCCCGAGGCCCUCGACAUCACCCUGGUGCCCUACGGCAACGCCGAGGAGAAGAACGUCAGCGGGAAGUGGCAGUUCCAGUGCCAGCACGGCCCGGAGGAGUGUUUGGGCAACAUGAUCGAGGCCUGCCUGAUGCAUGAGGCCAAGAACUUCAGCACCUACUUCCCCAUCAUCUUCUGCCUGGAGUCAGGCAGUUCCGUCACCAAGAACCUGGAGGCCUGCCUGCAGAUCUACGCCCCGCAGUUGGACGGGGGCCGCAUCGCUGCCUGCGUGCAGGGGGACGUGGGGACUGCCCUGAUGCACCACAAUGCCCAGCUGACUGAGGCACUCGACCCUCCGCACCAAUACGUGCCCUGGAUCGUCAUCAAUGGG